Molecule: messenger RNA, 4111 nt
Organism: Chlamydomonas reinhardtii
Lineage: Eukaryota; Viridiplantae; Chlorophyta; Chlorophyceae; Chlamydomonadales; Chlamydomonadaceae
Exons: 5
Coding region: 290-3178 (962 amino acids)
Molecular function (GO): protein binding
Source: RefSeq, a predicted model, not a curated record
GAUUUUUACGUCAAGCAACAAACAAAUCCAACAAUAAGCAAGCAAAAUCCGCUCCAGUGACCGUCGCACUGCCCUGACUACCUGAGUGUCCGAAAGGAAUCCUUUCAGCGCGAGCGGGUCUCUUGGACUCGAGGGAAGUUAUCACUCUGAACCGUCGCCGUAGGCAGACUCGUCAAGGGCUAGCGUGGGGGCCGGUUGCGCACGUUUGGCAAAACGUUUGCUGCCGGAUGUCGAGUUUGGCAGGCACGCAGCAUAAUAGAAUGUUGUGAGUGGCGGUUAAGGUAGACUGAUGUCCCUCGCGGCCACUCAGAGGAGCUCCGGUCAUUUGGAUGGCGGACAUAACGGUGCGUGGAGCGUGGCGUCCUCAGCAGUGCUAGCGGCGGCGUCAUCUCCUUACUCAGCGCACGGCUGCAAUGGCCUCCCUGUGCCGGCCAUCCUUCCGGGGCUGGGCUGCGGGAGCCCAACCCUGCUGCAAGGAGGCUUUAGGAACCCCCUCGACAGCGGAACCGCGAGCGGCGCACCGCCUUCGCACGCUGCCAGCGUUAGCAGCAGCGAACCCUUCCUAAUGACGGACGUGGACUCUGGCGCGCGAUUGAACUGCGGACGCAGCACUGACGCAGCCAGGGCGGCAGAGCUGACGGCGCCAGCACCUGGCGCGGCGGCGCUCUCUAGUGCCGCUCCCACUGCACAGACCUGUAACAUCACCAGUUGCAGCAGGUGUACCACUCCUAGCAGUAGCAAUGGCACCAGCAGCACCACUAUUCAUAAUGCUAUCAGUGACGCGCGGCCAGCCGCCGCGGCGCUGCCGCCUGCAGGCCCUUGGCCGGCCGACGGCGCCGCCAGCAGUGGCAGUGACAGCAGCAGCGGCAGGGGGGUGCAGCAGCAGGGUUGCAGCAGCGCAACAUGCGCCACACAUACAUAUUCUUCAGCCAGCGAGCUUACGGCAGACUCGACCACUGCCUUGAGGAGCUGUAACGCUCCAGUGGCAUUGAACUGUGCGGCAGGGCGGCCGGCGCCGGUAACCGUGCCGGUGCCCCUCGCGGUGCCGGGCUGGGUCGCAAGUCAGCCGCUUGCCAUCGCGGCGGCGGCGUGCGGCCGCGGCGGGCUCACAGCAGUGGAUUCUCCGUCGUACGCAACCACGUCAGAAAUCCAGAUCCAGCCUCUUGCGUCCGGCAGCUCGGUUGAGGGCGCCCCCGCUCCCGAGCUGCUGCGGCCGCGGCCGCAUCGGACAUCUGCACCAUCGGCGGCGGCGGCUAUGCCUGCUUUCGCGGCCACAUCGCCAGGCGUAGGGGAGAUCGCGAUUGCUGCAGCAACGGUAGCAGCAGCAACAGCAACAGGCGCUAGCUCUGGCGCUUCGUCGGCUGCUGUGUCCACAUCAGGAGCUGCCGCCACAUCUGCUGCUGCUUCGUCUGCUGCCGGUCACGCAAGCCUUCCACCCGAGUUUGCGAGACGCAGCAGCGGCAGCGUAGGCACCGGCGCUCGGGGCGCGGGAGGCAUGGGUGCGGGCGGCAUCUACCGGAACGGCGUGCUCCGGGGCGGGAACGGCGGGAACGGCGUCCUGGCGGUUGCCGCUGCCGCAGCAGCAACAGCAGCAGCAGCCAACCUGCGGCACCAAGCCUCGGGUGCGUCGCUGCCAAGCCCCGGCGGCGCCGCUUCGCCGGUGCAGCUGUCGCCGGCGGCUGAGGCUCCAAUGCGGCGCAGCGGCCCCGGGGGCGGCGGCGGGGGCGCGCAGGCAGGGCUGGGCGCUGGCACAGCGCGUCGAGCUGCCGCCGGGGUUGCCAAGACGUCGCAGAUCACACACCAGUUUAGCACUGCACAACGGCACAAGGCUGCGGCGGUCAUCCAGGCGUCGUGGCGCGGCUUCCGCAUCCGGCGCCUCUACCUCCGCCUUAUCGUGUGGCGCGUGCAGACGCUGCAGGCCGCCGGCAGCGAAGGCGACCCGCAGACCAGCGGGGGCGUCACGGGCGCCGUCUCGUCGGCCGCCGCCGCCGCCGGCCAGAAACGCGGCUACCUGGUGUUUGCGAGGCGGAGGUUCCUGGCGCCGGUACCGCCGGAGCUGCCCGAGGUCAGCAGCUUCACGACCUGCGGCCGGCCGGCGCGCCUGAUCGGGCUGCAGCGGAGGGUGUGGUUUGACAUGGGGGAGCCGCCCCGGGCCGCAGCAGCAGCGGGGGCGGCGGCUCCGGCGCCGCCGCCGACGCUGCGGGUGCGGGUGCCGCGGCGGGCGGAGGUGGACGUCAUGAUGAGCGAGGUGGAGCGCAUCCUGGCGGGUGGCUUCUGGCGGGACGGCGGCGGCGCGCUGAGCUCGGCGGCGGCGUCUGAGGCGGGCUCGGACCAGGGCCUGAGCAUGUACAUGCAGGCGCGCAUGCGGCAGGAGGAGCGCGAGGCGGAGGAGGCGCUGCAGAUGCUGUCGUUCGAGCCGGCGCACGACCUCAUGCACAAGCUGGGCAGCCUGCGGGAGCGCACGCUGGAGACGCUGGGCAGCCUGGGCCGCACCCUGGGCGGGGCGCUGGCCUCGGCGGCAGGUAGCGCCGGCUUCGGCGCCGGCCGUGGGCACGGACACGGACAUGAGCCAGGUACCGGUGAUGCAGAGGCGGGCGUUGUGGAGGGCGGCGGCCGGGGCGGCUGGGGCGCGGGCCUGGCGCGCUCGCUACCGCGAGUGCUCCACGCGGCAGCGGCCGCGGCCAGCCUCCACACGCACUUGUUCGGCAGCCUGCCGCGCCACGCCCAGCACCACGCGCACAUGCAGCCCGCCUACCUGCCGCUUGUGCCGCAGCCCGGGCUGAUGCAGCUGCACCCCAGCCCGCUGCACCAGCACCUCUUGACCGGCUACGGCCCAAGCACCGGCGCGGGCGUCGGUGUCGGUGUUGGCAUCAGUGCGAGUGCCGGCGCCGGCGUUGGCGCGGCUAGCAGCAGCGUCGGCAGCAGCGUCAGCAGCAUUGGCGGCGGCUGGCUUGCCGGCUUGGGCUCCAUAGCAGCGGCGGCGGGCGGCGGCUCCACGGGGGGCGGCCAGCUGGGCGAGCUGGAAGCGGGCUGGGAGCUGCGCAUGCCGCUGCUGACGGUGGUGGAUGCCCAAGGCAACGCGCACACGGAGAUGCAGCUUAGCGCUGUGCAAGUGCCGCUGGGCAUCAACCGGCAGCGCUACCGCGACCGCUGCCACGUAAGCCGGCAGACCUUGUAAGGCAAGAGACGUCCUGACAUGAGCGACGGUGACUGGUGAGGUUUGGCGUGUGAGGCGUUGUUCAAAGUGCUGUGGAGAGGUGUGGUGAGGUGCGAGUGGACGCGCGCUGGUGGUGUGUGUGUGUGUGUGUGUGUGUGUGUGUGUGUGUGUGUGUGUGUGUGUGUGUGUGUGUGUGUGUGUGUGUGUAUGUUGCGUGUGUGUGUGUUUAUGCACGGCCGCAAUGGCCGCUUGGUGCGCUUUAUGCUGUGGGCAGGUGCAGGCGGGGUUGGGGCGCUGGUAAGCGUCGGUUGAGGUCAUUGUAUAGCAAAUUUAUAUUCUAGCAGCCUUUGGGGGCGGCGGGUGGUGGGAUCCUUAGGAGCCCCAGGUUUCGACUUAUUAUUUGGUCCGCUCCGCUCCGGUAGGUGCAGGGGCGAGACUGCUUGACUGCCCACUUCGGAAUCGCCGUGGUGUCGGGUGAUUCGGACGUCACCUUACGAUCAGGACCCAGGGCGCGCACUGGCUACAUACGGUUUACAGUUUCGACGUGACUAGGGGUCACACAGAUACUCGUAACACACCGGGUUCGACGACAUCAGCCGCAGCCUGGUUGCAGAGUGCAGGGCUGUAGGGUGCCAAAAUUGUCAAUCUCGUUCUGAUUUAACCAAGUUGAAGCAAUUUGAUGCCGAGUGCAGCUGCCCGGCAGGGAGGUGCUCGUGUAUCCAGCCAUUUUUAGUGGCGGUGGUGUUGGACGAUGGGGGCGGGGCCCGUGGAUGAAGAGGAGGGAGCAGUUCCCAACGACAAAUCCCGGCCUAAGCCCAUGGUUUGAGGAGUUGUCAGGCUGCAGUUUGUUCAGCACUAAUAACCUGCACCAUUCCGUAUUUCGCCGGUUCUAGGUCAAACACACAUUGCUGCUUCUUGUGGGACGGCGAGUGCGAGAGAGCCUCGAAUGCCCCC